AUGUCUAAGAAGUUCGAGAUGUCAGAUCUAGGUAAGCUAACGUACUACCUUGGCAUAGAGGUGAUUCAAGGAGCAGACGGAAUCAGAAUAAAACAAGAGAGGUAUGCUCAAGGAAUCCUGUGUGACACAAAGAUGGAAGCGUGUAACGCAACUCAAAUUCCAAUGGAGGCGAAUUUGAAGAUCUCAAAAGCUGAAGAUGAGCGAGAGAUAGAUGCUACCGAGUUCAGAAGAAUCAUAGGAUGUUUGAGGUAUCUGCUUCACACAAGACCCGACCUGUGUUACGCAGUAGGUGUUCUUAGCCGAUACAUGCACAAUCCGAGAGACUCUCACGGACAAGCCAUCAAACACAUAUUGCGGUAUGUGAAAGGAACAACAAACUACGGUCUGUUCUUCAAGAGAGAUGGGUCAAGGAGUGUCGUUGGUUAUAGUGACAGUAGUCACAACAUUGAUCUCGGUGACGGGAGGAGCGCGUCAGGACAUGCAUUCUACUACGGUUCAUCACUGAUUACUUGGACGUCGCAGAAGCAGCAGACGGUUGCAUUGUCAUCAUGCGAAGCAUAA
Messenger RNA from Brassica napus (rape), 561 nucleotides. Its product is annotated as secreted RxLR effector protein 161-like. The transcript has a single exon. The record is from RefSeq and is a predicted model, not a curated record. Lineage: Eukaryota; Viridiplantae; Streptophyta; Magnoliopsida; Brassicales; Brassicaceae. Bases 1 to 561 code for a protein of 186 amino acids.